Molecule: messenger RNA, 15381 nt
Organism: Mytilus trossulus (common blue mussel)
Lineage: Eukaryota; Metazoa; Mollusca; Bivalvia; Mytilida; Mytilidae
Product: E3 ubiquitin-protein ligase rnf213-alpha-like
Exons: 89
Coding region: 1-14952 (4983 amino acids)
Molecular function (GO): ubiquitin-protein transferase activity; ATP hydrolysis activity
Source: RefSeq, a predicted model, not a curated record
AUGGGUAACUGUUUUUUCAGGACAGAUCAGAAGCCUUCUGAAAGAACACAGACAUUUUCAUUUGGCCUAACAAACUUCACUAUGCACUUCCAUGCAAUAAUGCAUGCAUCAAUUUUUGACGAAAGCUGUAGUGUCUUUGUUAGAUUUGCUGUUGACAAUCUUGGUGGUUGGAAAAGUAGAAAACAUGAACUGUUUCCUAUCAGUAAACACAAAAAUGGUAAUAUCGAGGUUGAGGGUAUAGUUUCUGUUCCAAGAGGCUUCAUAGAGAGAGGAAUGCAAUAUAGAUAUUUUAUUGUUUGUGGAAAUGAUGAACAACAAGAGUUUAUCUACAAUCAGAAUGAUAAUUUGAGAUGGUUUUAUGUAACUAAUAAACAACUGAAAAGUUUGAAUGAUGUUUUUCAUCAGUAUGAUGGUGUAAUCAGAGGAUUUGAAGUUAAAGAGGGUUUUACAAACUACAUUAAAUAUGUGACUGGAUAUGAAAGUAGUCAAUAUAGAAAGCUACUAUUGGAAGAUGCCAGUCAAUCAGCUAGUACCUUCCUUCCAUCAUGGCAAACUACAACAUUGCCGGCUGGUCUUACUGGUGAUGAUAUGAUUAUGAGAAUAAGCUUACUAUACAGAGGACUAAAGUAUGGCUACUGCAAAAAUACAAAGGCCUUGUCAGAGCAUGACCUGAAGACUUUUUUCUCUGAAGCUAUUAGGUCUGGACUUGACACAUUAUGGACAGAAUUCAUCAGCAAAAGAGAGUUCAGUGAAGAAAACAGAAUGAAAAUUUUUUUGAAUGCAGUCACUGUAGCAUAUUUGUUCAAGGAGUAUGCUUUCCCACUUAGCAGUGACGAAAAGAGUGCUCUGAGUGUAGCAUUACUUCCAGAGAAAGAAAUGUCGGGACAAAGCAAUUGCAUUGAAAACAUGAAAGAAGUGUUUCCACAGUCAUUUCAGAAAAUUCAAUGGGCUUUGCUAAAUGUUGUGGUCAACAAUACGUCCUUCAGUUGGCUCUGUUGUAUGCCAUUGAUACAUUUUUUGGUGAAUCAGUGUUAUCCUGGUGAAAAGCCUAAUGAAGAUACACAACAUGACUUUAGUAGACCAUACUGGUGGGGCAUAGCAGACAGAUAUAACGACCAUUACAUGCUUAAGUUGAAAAAUUUCAAGGAAAAGAAUGUGGAGAAUGAAUUACUUCAAGACAUGUUAGAGAGAUUGGUUCCAUAUUUUGAGAUGGAUUACCUUCUUCCAAGAGCACUGAUGGCGUCAUUGAAUCUUGAACAAUUGCCUGUAGUUGCAAAGACUGGUCAUAUUUCAACUGACAUUAUACUAGCUUCAGUGUGUUAUUAUGUGAAAGAAGAUAACAAAAUUUCCAAAAAUGAUCAAAAGGAAACAGCCAUUAUAGAAUGUUUGACAGUUGUUAAAAGCAAGUUCUGUGAAGAGAAUAAUGAAAAAUCAAUGGACUAUCUAACAUGUGCAUGGAGGUCCUUCAUGAUUGCUUCAGAUGUUUUGAAGUGUAUGAAAGACCGUAAAAACAAACUGACAGAUAAUGUAAUGAUUCUUGCUUUAGAUGCUUUCCUGAUUUCAUUGCAUGUGUACUGUACUGUCAAGGACUCUUUUGAAGAAUCUGCUGAUAAACCUGCUGGUUUUGGGAGUUAUGACACAACUUUUAAGGUUGUUCAGUAUGGUAUAAGAUCAUGGUUAAAUGAUAAGAUGAAUCAGAGCAAAAACAACGAACUUUUGGCUUGUCUGAAGUCUUGGGAUAGAACUCUGAAUGUUGCAGUACCAGCAGGAUUAAUAAAAGAUCAGUUUACAACUUUUAUUGCGGGAUCACUUCAUGAUGUAUUGAAAUAUAAGAGUUUUGAUGAGGAGUUGGUGAGAGUGUACUGUCAAAAUCAGAGUACUUUCUGUGAAGCAAUGCUGGAAGUUCUAACCAAAUAUGCAUUUGAUGCUGUUGUCAACUGUAGCAGACAAUUAAGUAUAGGGAAAUGGAAGGAAGGACAGUUAAAGAAUUUCGGAAAACUGUUGUCAAUUGUUUUUGAAAAGCAUAUAACUCAAGACAUUUCAAAAGAUUUCACAUCACUAUUACAGUUUGUGCUGACUUGGAAUCCAUUUCCACUCUAUGUGAAAAUGUACAAUAACAAUGUGCAUGCUUCAUUUCUCAGUGAAAGCUGUGUAGAUUUAAUGAAAGAGUUUCAGAAAUCAAUAAAAUCUGUUGUCCAAGGAAUAUGUGAUAGAAGUAUUACAAUGGGACAUCUUCAGAUAAUUGAAGAGAAGCAAGAACAUUUCAUAAACAUUGUGAAAGAUAUACCGGAAAUGGACUCAAAAGGAUUGAAAAGAAGAAUAGAGCUCAGAACUGCUGAUAUGAAUGCAUUUUAUGAUUGUAGGAAGAACCUGAAUCAUUUUAUUGACAUCUGUCACCGUUCAGAAGUAAACACAUUUGACAUAGAAGAGCAGAUGAAAAAACUCCAUGAUUUUGAAGAUAGACCUUUGAAAGAAAUCUGUGCUGAAGUAGAUGUACCUAAAGAUGUAAGGAAAUAUAAACCAAGGAUAAUUGCAUUUGAAAUAAAUGCAGAAAUUUUAGAAGCUUUGCCAGAAAUCAUACGUUGUUCCAAUGGAAAUUUGUUUAUAAAGAUGUGGGAUAAAUGUGCAGUAGAAGUGAGGAAAAGAUUUGACCAUGCUCUUAGCAUAGAUGAGAUAAUGGAACAUGUAUGGAAACCAGCAUGCAAGGAAUGGAAAGCUUUACAUCAGCGAUUAAAAACAGGGGAAAUUUUCUUCAGAGAAUUUGAUAGUCUUUGUGGUCGCAUGGACCCAGAAGCAUUGAGAAAAGAAUUUCUCAUUCUUGAAGAUGGUAAAAAAAGUUCUUGGAUAAAAGAAAGAAUUGAACAAAUGACAAGAUACAAAAAUUUACAGAAUUGUCUGGAUGGAGCAUCUAUUAUAAUGGAGGUUGUGGAAGAAUUUGAGCUAGAAGGAGAUUUCCAACCAAUCAGACAAAUUAUGCGAAUGACUAAAGGCAAAGAUACAAAGAUGAACCAUUUGAAUAAGUCCUACCUUAAAACUUGCUCAGUGUUAAGUAAUGUAGAUGAACAAAAGGUCAAUUGUCUUAAGAGGUUUAUGGAAAGUAAAAAUCUUGUAAAUUGGUUGAAAGAGAAAAUGGAUGAUUUACAAGAGUUGAAAGUGUUUGUGGACCUAGCUUACAUAUCCACGGGAGAUAAAGGAUUAGAAAUAGCAAAAGUCAGAUGUUUACAGUCAGCAGCCAUUGGAUAUGCUCCACUGAUUUUCAACUUGGAGGCCAAUUGUGAUUACAAAGAUUUCUUAGAAAGAUGUGAAGAAGUUUGGAAAGCAUUGCAUUCUAAUCCUAAUCUUCCAACUGAACUUCUGGAUACAUGUCAUGAAUUAGAAUGGUUGAAAAUAGUUGACAAAUCCCAAGGUUCUGUUGAAGUUACCUCCCUUGCACAAGCUGAAGCUAUCAACUUAAAUGGAACAUAUCAUAUAGGACUUCACAAAACAGAGGAUGGAAUUCAGAGGAAAGGACAGAAUCAGCUACAAUUAUCUGAUAUACUAGAAUUAAGAGUGACUGAGAAAAAAGAAGGAAAGACACUGAGACGAGAGUACAACUAUGAACAAUUACAUGAUCUACAGUCAAGGCUGAUGUUAGUAGCUGGAAAAGCUGAGAUGGGAAAAGAUGAUGUUGACAGAUUUAUUUUGAUAUUAGAUUCAGUAGUCAGACUUUGUAAUGUUUACAUCAAGCUGUUGUCAUCAGGCUGUGUACUGUUUUCAAAGUUCAAGGUCAAAUUCAGAUGUGAUCCAGAAAGUGUUGCUUGUGCUUUUGUUAGUUUUGGUGAAGGAGAAAUCAAACGCACCAUCAGAGGAAAGAUAGAUGCUGUUAACCAAGACGUAAGCUUUUUCAUACCAAAAAUUGCAAAGUUUUUGGAGCAUUGCCAUGAAAGAUGGUUGGAAUUUAUUGACAAGAAAAGGGAGGACUUUUACAUUUUGAAUUACUUUAGUAUAGAGCAAAUGGUAAUCCUUCAACAGGAGCUUGUAAAAAUGGGCUUUGAAGGUCAACCAUCAAAUCAGAUUUAUCCUUUGCUGUCUAACAUAAAGCAUGAUUGCACAAGAGAGGACCUUGUUGGGGCAAUGGAGGAGGCAAGAGAUGAACUGGAACAAAUGGAUAUAGAUGAAGAUGAGGAGGUACAGGAAGAAGUUCCCAUGGAGGAGGAGAGCAUUGAGGCAGCCAAAGGGAAGUUUAUACUGCAGAUGGUGGAAGCUGGGUAUUCUGAAGGUCUGGCUAGGGAGGCACUGAAAAAUGUUAUCCCUGAUCAGAUUGAUGAAGGUAUAGCAUGGUGUAUAGAGCAUGAAGAGGAAGCCAUGGAUUUUGAGACAUCAGCAACAGAAGGGACAUCAGUACCAAACCCAGACAAAAGAUUUAGUGGCUGGAGCACCAGAGAUGAGUCCUUGGCUUCAGUUAGAGCAAAACUAUUGGAAAAUAUUGGUGUUGGCCCUACUCAAGGACUAGACAGUUCAGUAGAUGCAUUGAUAGAGAACCUAGAGAAGUUAUGGGAGAACUUUGUUGGCUCAAUAUCCUCAAGUGUUACAGACUAUCUCAGUGUAGAACAUCUAGCUCUUAUCUUAAGAAAACUUGCAGAUAAAGAAACCAUGUCAGUUGAAAGGUCCUUUGCAGUAUGCAGUUGUAAAGAAGGGGUUGCAAAUUUAAUUGUCUGUCCACAAAGUGAGAUGUACAACACUGUAUUAUGCCUGUAUAGUACAGAGGAUGAUUCUCUGUUACCACAGUCAGAUGAAGUCUUACUUUGUACACCUAAUACUACCCUUGAUUUGCUUGAAAUAUUCUGGAGAAGAUCGUUAUUUGGAGAUAGUGGUAAAAUCUAUUGCUUAGUUAAUGCAGAUUUACUAGAUUAUGAAGUGAGUGACAAAGGAGAAAAACUACUUGAGAAACACAUGAAAAGUGCACAAAAUAGAGAUAUACAGUUUAAGUUAGUGGUGGUCUGUAGUAGAGAGAAUGAAUAUAAAUCCAGAAUGGUAGCAGCGUUAGACAAAUAUCGUAGACCACAAAUGUCCUUUGGUGGAGAAAAACAUGUCAAGACUUAUCUGUCUGAAAGAUUUAUUGUAAAUAAACCAAUCAGUGGGGUAGAAACUGCUUCAUCUGUUGAUUUCAAUAGGUCUAGUGUUCGUGUUGUAAAAUCAUGGAGAGCUGGAGUGGGUAAAAGUUUGUUCAAGAUGAACAUGGUUAAUGCUUUGAUGGAGAAACAAGUAAAUGUGGAUGAGGAGAAUUGUAUUGUUGUAUCCAUACCAUUAUAUGACAGAGCUUUAGUUGUUGAUGAAGUGUUGAAGGUCUUACUAGAACACACCAAACCUCCACAUGUCAGAGUACCAAGGAUAUUCCAUUUUGAUAUUUCUCAUGAGGUACAAGAUGGUGUAGAUGCAUUCCUGUUUCAGUUGCUAGUAUUGGGAUGUCUGAGUCAUACUUCAGGAAACGUAUGGCGGAGAUCUGAUAUGGACUAUUAUAUCAUAGAGUCAAUGCCUUUACUAGCAAGGGAUUCAGAAACACAAGUGGGAAAAUUGAAAUGUAUGCAUCGUUGUUUAGACAUCCUUCCGGAUGUUUUAUGCAGAUCACCAAAAGAAAGUCUUGAUAUAUUUGACGAGAAUUUUCCUGAUGGUUACAGUGAAACUGAUUUGAUAUUUGACGAGUCUGAGUUUGCCAGUGAGACUUUCCAGAGACCAUAUCAAUAUCUUAGUCGCUUGGAUGGAGAUGAAGCUCUUAUUGACAUUAACCCUGAGGAACCAGAGGGAGACAGAGAAGACUGCUUGCAGAUAUUACUCAGACAUUGUGGUGUGAAGGAUCCGUCAUGGUCAGAAUUGUACCAUUUUGUCAGUUUUCUGAACAGACAGUUACAGGACUUUGAAACAUCAGCUUUCUGUAGUCCCAUUGUUCUACAAGAUCUGCCUGGAUUCCCUGCAUUUGUUUUAAAGUUUUUGAUACAAAUGUCUAGAGACUUUGCCACCAGAUCUCUACAGAUAAGUGAGGAGUCACCAAUUGACAUGUUGAAGCGUCAGUUACUGGAUGAGGAGGAGGAAGAAGAAGACAUUGAGGAGCUUUAUGAAAUGAGACGGAAAUGGGAAUCAAGUCCACAUCCAUACUUAUUUUUCAACCCAGAUCACCAUACUAUGACAUUUCUUGGAUUUAAUAUUGAAAAAGCAACAGGAAACCUUGUUGAUGAUCAAACUGGAGAAAGUUUGGAAGAUCAAAUUAUGGAUCCAACCCUAGACCAAAGACAACGAACCUUGUAUAAUGGAUUAAAUUCACAACCUGGUGUUAAUCUUUCAGAAAACUUUGAUAAGCUAUCAAGAGGUGAAAAGAUAGAAAAGUUAUGUCAAGUGAUGGGAAUAGAGUUCCCACAUGAUCCAGAUGAAACGUAUGAAUUAACAACAGACAAUGUUAAAAAGAUUUUGGCCAUCUACAUGAGAUUCAGAUGUGAUAUACCAGUGAUUAUCAUGGGAGAAACAGGAUGUGGAAAAACCAGACUGAUCAAAUUUAUGUGUGCUUUACAACACCUACCUGAUGAACCUGUGGAGAAUAUGAUUAUCAUGAAGGUACAUGGAGGGACAACAACAAAAGAUAUUAUAAAGAAAGUGAGGAAAGCAGAAGAAAUAGCAAUGGAAAAUGCAGAAGAUCAUCCCAAUAUGUUUACUGUCCUGUUCUUCGAUGAAGCCAACACUACCGAGGCUAUAGGUGUUAUCAAAGAGAUCAUGUGUGACAAAUCUCUUGGUGGAAAUCCAAUACAGAUACAUGAGAGACUAAAAAUCAUUGCUGCAUGUAAUCCAUACAGAAAACACAAAGAAGAAUUGAUUAAAAAAUUAGAACAGGCAGGACUUGGUUACCAUGUUGAUGCAGACAAAACAACUGAUAGGUUAGGUCGUGUACCAAUGAGACGAUUAGUAUAUAGAGUACAACCACUACCCCAGAGCAUGCUACCAUUAGUUUGGGAUUUUGGACAGUUGAAUGCUCAAGUGGAAGAAAUGUACAUCAAGCAGAUGGUUCUAAGAUAUGUAAACAAAGGCAAACUACCUCAGAUACCAGGUUUAGCAGCUGUCACUAGUAGAAUUCUAAGUGAAUGUCAAGAUUUUAUGAGAAUGCAGGAGGAUGAAUGUAGUUUUGUUAGUCUUAGAGACGUGGAGAGAGUUUUAGAAGUGAUGACAUGGUUUUACAGACAGACAGAAGAAGAAGGGAUAUUGUUUGAAGAAGAUGCUGAUCAUGAUGAGGAUUAUGAGAAAAUUGAGAUAACCAGGGCUCUCAUUUUAGCACUGGGUGUUUGUUACCAAGCUUGUUUACAAAAGAGACAGGAUUUUAGAGAUAUGAUAGCUGAUUAUUUUGAAGAACCUUAUCAACUUUUAGAUAUUGACCAACUUGAAACAGAGCUAAUAAGGUGCCAAGACAAGUUCUUAGAUAGUGUGAAGCUAGCAGACAAUAUAGCUAGGAACCAAGCUCUAAAAGAGAAUGUGUUUAUGAUGAUAGUAUGUAUAGAGCUUAGAAUUCCAUUGUUCUUAGUGGGAAAACCGGGAAGUUCUAAAUCUCUGGCAAAGACAAUUGUAGCAGAUGCUAUGCAGGGAGACACUGCUCGUAGUCAGUUGUUUAAAAAGUACAAACAGGUCCAAAUGGUAUCCUUUCAAUGUAGUCCUUUAUCUACACCUGAUGGUAUCUUAGGAACAUUUAGACAAUGUGCACAAUUCCAGAGAAAGAAAGAUUUGGACAGAUUUGUUUCUGUGGUAGUAUUGGAUGAAAUUGGAUUAGCUGAAGAUUCACCCAGAAUGCCUCUUAAGACUCUGCAUCCUUUGUUGGAAGAUGGAUGCUCUGGAGAUGAUGACCUUGAAGAAUCUGAAUUGAAACAGGUUGCUUUUAUUGGUAUAUCCAAUUGGGCAUUAGAUCCUGCUAAAAUGAAUAGAGGGAUAUUUGUACAAAGGGAAGUUCCAGAUGAGGGAGAACUAAUUAACAGUGCAAGAGGAAUUUGCACGACAUCAAAAGAUAAAGAAAGAAUUCUGAAAUUGAUUGAAAAUUUAAUUCCAUCCUUAUCAAAGGCAUAUUCUGAACUGUUCUCUGAGUUGGAAAAAUCUAAGCAGAGGGAGUUCUUUGGUCUAAGAGAUUUUUAUAGUUUGAUAAAGAUGGUAUAUGCCUUUGCUGCCAGAUCAGAGCACAAACCUACAUGGCUUCAGUUAAAACAUGCUAUCAUGAGAAACUUUGGAGGAUUGGAGAAUAUAAACUCUGUUGAAAUAUUCCGUCAAUGUUUAAUGGACACUACAGUUGUAAUGAAUGAUAGGGAUGGUGACCCAGAUUGUUCAUCUGGAGGAAUGAUCAAAGCCUGUUUGGAAGGUGACAGCACACUUAGUGAGACCAGAUAUCUGUUGCUGUUAACAGAAAAUUAUGGAGACUUAGCUAUUUUACAACAGAAAGUACUAAUGAUGCAUAGUGCCCAGGUGAUUUUUGGAAGUAGUUUCCCUAGUGACCAAGAAUACACACAGGUGUGUAGAAACAUCAAUCGCAUUAAAGUCUGCAUGGAAACAGGAAGUACUGUUAUAUUACUGAAUCUUGAAAACUUGUAUGAAAGUCUGUAUGAUGCAUUGAAUCAGUAUUAUGUGCAUUAUGGUGGGCAGAGAUAUGUGGACCUUGGACUUGGAAGUCACAGAGUCAAAUGUAAAGUCCAUGAAGAAUUUAGAUUGAUAGUUGUAGCAGAGAAAGAAAUAGUAUACAAGAAGUUCCCGAUCCCUCUGAUCAACCGUCUAGAGAAACAUGUGCUCUCCUUAAGUACAAUGUUGUCGGAGACACAACUGGAGUUGGCUAACAAGCUGGAAGACUGGGUCAAAGAUUUCUGCCAUGUGGAAGUGCCCUUUCAUUUAAUGCAGAGAGACAGGAGGAAAGAGAGAAGCAUUGGUGAAGUUUUUAUGGGUUACCAUGCAGACACAUGUGCAGCUAUUAUCAUGCAGUUGUUUGAAGACAGAAAAUGCCCUUAUGACGAGAUUGAACAAAGCAUAUGUCAAGAGAUUUUACAUGAUGCAAAGACCACACUCCUUUGGUGUGCAGCCCCAGAUGCUGUGAUGAGGUUAAAGUCCACUAAACUACGAGACAAGAAAGAGGACAUGAUGCAGAUUUACUUUAAACAUCAACAACAUAACAGCCUUCUACAGUACCUAUGUCACCAAGUCAUAGACGAGAAGAAAAUCAAUCUGUUUGCUCAGGUGACAACACAUUCCAAGUUACUGUCGACACCAGAUUUAGAAGAUUUAUGUCAAGUCUUACCUAUACAGAGACAGAACAUGACUUUACUGACUCUACAAUCAUUUGAUACUGAACAACAGUUUUGUAGGCAAAUAAGAUUUUCAUUAGAAAAGAAAAUGACCAGUGACAACUUACUUAUUGUCCAGUGUGACUGUGGUGACCAGAAUGCUGAUUUAGUAGCCUGUGCUAGAUAUAGUAUACAGGGGGAGCUACAACAGAUAUCUGAAAAACAUUCUGGAAAUAUUCAUGUUGUCCUGAUUAUACAACUACCAAGAGUAGCUGGAAGUAAUUUUACAGGUUUUCAGUGUGGUUUAUGGCAUUCCUUGCAUAUUGAUGAUUUACGACCUUCACCUGAUAAUAUGCCCUCUAUUGUUGAGAUGUACCAAAAACCAGUCAGUGCCUUCUUCGAUGCAUAUAAAGAAAAGAAGCCAGCUGAAGACAUGGAGGUUGAUGGAGAAAAAGAUGGAGAACCAGAUAUGGAUGUAGAUUCUCAACCAGAAACCUCACAAAGACAACAACAAAUAGACAUUCCAUCACUGAUUAUGAACUGUGUUCAUACAGCUCUCUCUAUGGUUAAAGAUCCAGAGAAAGAGUCACCAAGAACAACUGAAAGAAUUAAAAUGGUGCUUAAUUUGAUUCAAAACGGCCAUGAAGAGGAAGGAAAAACAUUCUUGAGUGGGAUAGCAGUCCAUUUACAAUGUUUACUAAAAGAGAAGGAAGAUCAGGAGAGUGAGCUACAUAAAGAAUGGUUGUCUACAGAGGCUUCAAACCCUGAUCAUAUCAACAGUGCUGGAACUUUUAGGAGAGCAGCCAUUCAAUGUUUAGAAGAGAAAUUAGCCAGUUUACUUGCUGGCAUUAUAGCUUUUAUAGACAAGAACUGCAAUAUGAAUAUUGUUAUCAGUGAGCAAGCUCAUCUUUGGCAGAGAUUUGUAUGGCUGGAAAUUCUAAACUGUCCACAAGUAACACAAGUACAUUACACACACUCAUUUUCACAUCCAAACCAAAUGAUGGGUGAAUAUGUUGUGCAGGGUACAGCAUAUGAAGGAGGAGGAUUCUUGGCUGGAAUGCCAUUCUCAUGGCUGAUUUAUGGUCAAAUUGAUGAAAUUAUGAAGACCACUUCAGAAGAACCAGGUAGUCAUGAAAACAAUGGCUUAAUUGAGCUGGUGAUGAAAACAGCCAGUAGAUUGGAAUCAACUCCACUGGGGAAAAUUCUGUCUCAGAUAGAAGGAACCAGUAUCCAAGGAGUCAUUUGUUGUUAUAUCAAAGAUUUUGUACACAUGGCCUAUCCUGUCCGAUCAGAAGCGGAACAAUUGAAUAUCUGUGAGAACAUUAUGGUUGGAUGUAGACAGAUCAUCCAAGGAGAAGUUGGACGUUUAUUUCCGGCCCUUGUUGGUUGCCAUGCGGCUUUUCACCACUACAGUGCUCGCUUUAGAAACUUCUCAGACAUCAUCAAUGUUUGGCCAGAAUGCUGUGAAAAAGUUUCAAAAUUUCAAGAACAUGCAGAACAAGAAAUGAUGUAUCUUGUUACUGUUGAUGAAAUUACAUUAGAUUUAAUGGGCUUGCAUCUACUUCUGAAAAAUCUUGAGCCCCCUUCAAAGGAUGCCUUAAACACACCAAGCUGUAGGAAACAGUGGAUUAGAGUUCUGUGUGAUUACAGGCCUGUAGUGGAGAGGAUAUUUGGAUUCUUCAGAGAAAAUGAACAGGGACAUGACUUCUCACCCAGAUGUACACAGGCUAUUCUGACAUCAAGAUAUCUUUGGACCAGAGCUAUAGUGCUGAAGUUAUUUAUAGAACAUGUUUGUACAGAUAAUUCUGAAGUAAAGAGAUGUAUGCCUCUCUGGGUUAUGUUGAAGACAAAAGCUGAUAUGAAAACAUUGGAAUCCCUUGAAAAGGUAGAGAGGUUCCUAAAGUCCUGCAUCAAAGAAGUUAGCUCCAAAAUUUUUGGCCAGCAGAAGUGUGCCCAUUGUGAGGAGCUAUACACAGGAACACAAGAGGCACAACCAAGUCCCCCAGUUACACUGCCAUGUAAUCAUACUAUAUGUAGGAGAUGCUUCAAUGAGACCAUAAUUUCCCCAGAUGUUAUAUGUCCAACUUGUGAUCAGCCUUUUCUGAAAGACUUUCAACCUGUAGAAGCUGACCAGAGUGAAAAUGUUCUAGCAUACCAGGAUUUCAGAAGACGAUGUAACAAUUUCUUUAUGGAAGUUAUUUCCCAGUUGUGCUUCGCCGAAGGAACUCCACCAUCUAAUGACAUAGUAAACAAACUACUGUCCUACAUUACUGUACAAACAAAGAAAGGUCAAGAGGUCACAAAGCAGCUGACAAUUUUCGAUGAUUGUAUCGAUUCUACUCCAGUUGUCCGAUCAUUUCUGUUACAACAUUUGAUGCAAACAAGUGGUCCAGAGGUUCACCAGCACUUGGAGAAUUAUUUCAGAAGAGCUUUAAGAUUGAUGGAUCCUACGACCAGUGAACAAUCUCACAGUCUGUGUCAUCUGGUUCUACAGUGCAUGGAAGAUUCUUAUCAUCAACAAUACUCGGAAGAAAACAAAGAACUAAUUCAAGCAGCAACAGAAAUGUUGAGGAAUUCAUGUAAAAAGAUACAAUUAGAUUCUAAUCAUCUGUUAGAAAACAUGGAACAUUUAUCUCAAACCAGAUUUUCUCUAUGUGUGGCAGCUAACUUAAUGUAUAAAUCAUUCAUAGAAAAGACUGUCAAAUUAAACACAAAGUUGAAACGACUUUUUGAGGCAGUUGGAAAAUUGUGUGAAGAAUGUGGAUCAAAUUGGCCUAGACGUUACUUUAUUAAGUACCUGUGUAGGUGUUACGGCACAGACUGUUACCAGACUAUACGUACAGAAAGUGAUAUGGCAAUGAAAAGAUGGAUAAACUUACCAGAACUUCAGGGCAAUAAGAAAGAAGAAUGCCAUGACAGAUUUAUAGUUUGUGGAGAAGGCUACACUCAAAUGAGAGAAACUUUUGUUCAGGCAGCAUUAAAUGAGGAUAAUAAGAAGAUUGUCAAUUUAUUACAGACUAAGAAGAACAAAUGGAAAACUGAAGUUAGAUUCCUGUUAGUUGUUUAUAGAGAAUUCACUAUGAACUUCUUGUAUGAGGAGGCACAACAGCAAUUCUCACAGAAAGUAAAGCAGUUUUUGAAGAGGACAUUAAUGAAUUGUAAUAAGAUACAAAACAAGGAACUCAUCAGAGAUCUUUUGACAAAUAGUGUAUGGAGACAUGAUGCUGACAAAAACAUCACUCCUGCCUUAGAUCUUGGACAGCAAGGUUUGUGCUGUCUGUUGCUGCAUUGCAUGGUUCUGUUCAGAGGGAUACAUGAAAAGCAAACGUGGUUAUCUCCCCUAGUGAACAUUGCCAACAACCCAGAACUCAUGAUGGAAUCUUAUUUUCCCACAAUGCCUCAGGAUGAUUUGGAUCUGAUUAAGGAAGCACUGUUGGCAUCAAGACCAGCUGAUGGUAGUGAGAAUCCAGUGUUUCACAGAUGUCCCAAUGGUCAUCUGUAUCUCAUUGGAGAUUGUGGAAGGCCUACUAUUGUAGCAAGAUGUAAAGCACAGAACUGUGGACUUGAAAUUGGAGGGCAAUCACAUGUGCUCAAAGCUGGAAAUAUCAAGGACCAAGGAGUUGACACUACAGAUACUGGACACAUUUUAGGGAGGGCUAAAUAUAGAAAUUUAGCUCCAUUUCCAGAAAGAAGUCUGAAGCCUGUAAAUUGUGCAGUUAUGAAGUUACUACUGCAUAUGGCAAUGUAUAUUGGUGCAAAUGACAAUGCACAGGCCAUCUGUAGAUCCAUUAAGCCAGAUAUAGAGGAGAAUGAUGUACCUUCAUAUCUACUGAGUCAUAUACAGAAAGAUCUGAGGUCGAUAUCUACAGUUCUUGGGAAGAGUGUAGAGAAUGUACUCAUUCUGAUACACUAUCUGUUAGCAGAAAUAAUGAACAGUCGUACACAAGCUAGAAUUGGUGAGAGAGCAGAAGAUGAUAUUUGUUUACUAAAGGAUAAAAGAUCAAGAGAGACAUGGGAAGACAACUUUAAUAAAAGAUACAUUGUGCCUGUCCUUGAGAAGAGUGAAGAGAUAUUGAACACUGUUAAUAACAGAAUAGUCAAUGAUAAAAGACUAGGAUCAGAUCCAUUGCUACAAUUGUUAUAUGAAACUGAUAAACCAGCAGAAAUCCUUGGAACUGAAUACUUGUCAGAAAAUCCUUCUGUGUGGCAGUUUAGAGAGAGAAUAUCAGUUGACCAUUUAAUGCAGACAUUUAUCAAGUCACAACAAAAUUGUCCAGUCCUUCAACAGUUCUUAGAUGAGGAGCACUUCCUUAGAGCUUUAAGAUUUGUACCAGGUAUUAUUAGACUACAGAAAAUGUUGAUACAGAAAUACAACAGACGAUUAGAUAGAACAGAGGCAUUAGGUCUGACAAUGGAUAAAAUUCUUAUGGAGUUUCAGGAUACAAGAUCAUCUGAAAUUCAGUCUUGUUGGAAUGAUUUUAAACAAGCUUGGGAGAAUAUCCACCAGUCGUUGGAAGGAUAUGGAUUCGCUGUGAAUGGUAACUAUGUACACCUGUCUAAAGAGAAUUGUCGUAGAAGAAUGGAUGAGAGAACAUCAAUAGGUUGUGUUUUACCAUCAGAGAGGGACACUGGACUAUGUUCUUACGCCCUGCUGUUCUUCUUAUUGGAGAAGCAGAACUUGUUCUUACAGAAAUACUGUCAGCAGAGUAAAAUUAAAUAUGACAGUCUCCCAAAGGUCAAUGUAAAAGACCUGUCAGCAGCCCACUUGAUCAGUUAUCAUCCAGACAGAGAUCUACUUCCAAUGGUGUUAGCUAAUUGUGACUAUUCUUUUGAAGUGGGGCAGGGCACCAAAGUGGAAUACAACUUUACUAAUCUAGAGAGACAGUUGAUGGACAGAUUUCUAUUUACAAAGUCUGUUGUCCUACUUAAAGAGAUUGAUACAGUAGUAUACAGAUCAGAAACAACCAAUGCUGUAGUAUUUAUACAACUCAGAGACAAAAUAAAACAGGAAAAAAUCAGUGCCCCUGUACUUAGCCAGAUUCAGAAAGACUUGAAUCAAAAGCCUUUUCCAGAAUUAUGUGAUACUAUGGACAAACUGGACAUAGCUAUUAGUUUUCUAAAGUCAGUUGGUUCUGACCCUGAGAGUUCAUUAAGUGACUUUAUGGUCAACAUACUGAAGAUUGAUGACUCCUUGGUUAGUCAGAAGGCACAACAUUCCUGUAAAUGUAAACACAUACAAAGUUUGUGGAUCACUUUGGCACUGGAGAAAACAAAACUUCUUGAAAACAAUAACAAGGAGUCAUUUGAUAAUAUUUCCUCAGCUUUCAAACAAAAACUUUCUGAUGGACAAAGUGAUGCUUUGUAUGAAAACUUGAACAACUUACAGGUAGAACAACUAGAUUAUCUGUCACAGAUGAUCUUUGAUUGUCUUCUGCUAACUAUAAAUAUUCCUCAGAAAGAUGAAGAGUCUGUUGAUAUGUCCAAAGUUGGAUUGAAAGAAGCAAUUGAAUCUUAUCUGUACGAUCCCCCAUAUGUAAAUGAGGUUCUGACACCAGACUGGCUUCAAAGAUUUGUUAAUGCUUUACCCAAGGAUGGAGAUGCCCGUCUGCUUUGCUGUCAUGGGGUAGAAAUAUGGGUUGUUAUUAAUGAAAUAUUCAUGGACAAAAAGGCCCAGAUGAUAUAAAAACAUGUUAAAAAGGCCUACAGGUUUUUGUGACUGUGUAUCAUCUUUCUUUUAUAUGUUUGAUAAUUCCAAAAAAUUAAUUGACUAUUGAGUAUUUCAGAAACGAUUUAUCUCCAUAUAUAGAUAACUGAAAUAUUGUUAAGACCAUGGUAUUAUUGGGUUGUAAGAUUAUUAUUUUUUUUAAGAGUGAACAACCCUCUCUGAAUUUCUAUUAUGAGCUUGCCAUUAAAAUUGGUAGCAACAUGAGUGUUUGUUUAUUUGUUUGUUAUGGGAAACUGUGAUAUUUUGUCUUUGUAAUUUGUUUUACUUUUAUUAGAUUUUUUAUGCAAUAAGAUUUAUUGUAGCAUAUGUUCUUCACAUUACUUUAUGAUAUAAAUACUUCGUUUUUGCAAUCAUUUUGUUAUUGUUUCAUUUGCCUUUGUUAUUUAU